Molecule: messenger RNA, 2097 nt
Organism: Colletotrichum orchidophilum
Lineage: Eukaryota; Fungi; Ascomycota; Sordariomycetes; Glomerellales; Glomerellaceae
Exons: 1
Coding region: 1-2097 (698 amino acids)
Source: RefSeq, a predicted model, not a curated record
AUGCCUGGCCUCAUCGAAUACUGUCCUGAGCAAGCAGAGGACAUCCUCAAAGUCGAGCAAAUCUCAGAGGAUCUGUUCAAGCUGUCGUUAACCCGAGAAAACAAGCUCAAUCUCUUCUCCGAGUCCAUUGGCAGCCUAGACUCAAGCCGCGAUGAAGCCGACCUUAUUCUCGGUAACCUCCAGGCGUGGUCCGCUGAGGCUGCUGAACGCUUCCAGCGACGCACAUCAGACGUUAUUCUCGACACUGCUUUCCGGCUGCUUUGCUCGAGCCCAACCGGAAUCCCAUUCGACAGUCGAUUUGUCAUUAGACAGUUUCUAGCCAUCAGUUAUAGUUGGCAAAACCCGGAUUGGCCGGGAACUCCUCACUCGGUGCCUGAACCCGGAGGUGUGUGGCCGGUUGGGAAACGCUUCGCGAACGCAAUCUUUGAAUUACGAGGGCAUCCACGGGAGGGAAUAUGGAUAGACCAGGUCUGCAUCAAUCAGAGCGACGAAUUCGAGCAGCAGAGAGCUAUCGCGUCAAUGGAUGUUGUCUACAAAUCUUGCCGAAAGUUGGUGGUACUUCUGGAAGACGUCGAGCUCACCAACGACGAGGCCGAGAUGUUUGACCUAUAUGAUGGCUAUCGGUCUCCAUAUGCUCUGGAAAGGGGCCCGACUGAUGAUAGAGAGGCCUCACACCUAAUCUCGCUAUAUGAUAAAGUGGCCGCGGCGCGGUGGUGGCAGCGCUCAUGGUGUUAUCACGAAUUCGUGGUUGCCGAGCCGUGGAGUGACAAGCGGCAUCAACGGGUUCACAACACUGUUUUUAUCUUAGGUCUUGGUGAAGAUCGGACUGUCACGGUAGAAUGGACUACAUUGCAUGCAAUUCUGGCAACGAUCACGGUACAACUCGGCCACAAGACUGAACGAAGCACGCACCUCAACCCGAUCCUUUCCGGUUUUGCAAAUCGCACGUCGCCGCGAUUCGACAACCCAGAACGCAAGGUCGGUGAGAUCCGGUCCAGCUUCAUGGCAAAAUUCAACGCCAUCGCUCAGACGGGGUGUCUAAUGCCCGGGGACAGGCUGAGCGUAUGCCUCAACCUCAUCGGUCUUGGCCUGGCAUUCUUCCGAUCUGAGGAGCCGACAAUAGACGAGGUUUACUAUCUGGCUGUUCUACUAGCACUGGCGGCGGGUGAAAAGAUGCCGCUUGCUUUCACCAACAUGGACCCCCUGACGUUUCGCGGUAAGGGAUCAUGGCUUGCGCGACCGGUCACGGCGGCGGACACAACGCUCGACAAGUUCACGUUGGGCGGUAUCAAAGGGAUCCACGCCGUAACCUUUAACAGGAUCGAAAUCGACUUGGUCUUCUUCAAUCGUGGUGUUUUGUGGGUUUCGGAUACGGAGCUUCAGCGUACGUACACCGUCUUUCCGGGCGUUAUCAGGAACACACCGCCACCGCUCAAAGCUCAAGUCAAAAUGCCGAGCUUCCAGCCUGAAGAGGAAAUGGAUACGCCUCGAAGACGGUUCCUUGCUGCCGCGGUGUCGGGUGGACCAUGCCUGGUGAGGCGCCUUUGGGCCCAGCUCGAUCGUGAAGUGGUGCAGUGGAACUACAACACGGGCAUAUUUGCCGACUUCAUAGUGAACGAGAAUCUCCGUCCCAAUGCGGAGGACUUUCUCAUGGCUUUUUCUCCGAGCGGCCAAACCGGGGUUGGCAACGACGAUCAUCUUACAGUCGAAGUUGCUAUGGCCUUCUUAACAUGGAUUACGGACCCAAGGUCCAUUUAUUGGAUCUCGACACUGGCUCUGCGCAUUCCAUGUACUGGAAAUGGAAAAGAUGCACUUUUGACGGGUUUCAGCUUCACGAAGAACUUCCGUGCGAGUGAUAUUGACACUCGGAUGAGGGUAGCAGUGCCAACAGACCUGCUGCAAGAAGACUGCGCGUGGAUGAGGGCGUGGCUAUUAGUCCCCGUGGAUGGUGAUGAUUCAAAAGGGGCUUGGAAAGUCGCAGGUAAAACAUUGCUUUUGGGUGAGCCGGAUCUCAUGGCGGAGUUGAAACAGAUGGAAGAUAGCGGACAUUCGGACCCAAUCAUGAGCCUACAAACGAGACAGGUCAUCGCAGGUUGA